Molecule: messenger RNA, 639 nt
Organism: Echinostoma caproni
Lineage: Eukaryota; Metazoa; Platyhelminthes; Trematoda; Plagiorchiida; Echinostomatidae
Source: the annotation of a GenBank genome assembly
AUGUGUCCGGUGUUCUCCGUGUCCAAUGUGACCGGGGAAAAUUUGGACCUGCUGAAACUGUUUCUCAAUCUACUCACUCCCCGGGCUGAACCUCGACUGGACGAACCGGCACAUUUCCAAGUCGAUGACAUAUUCUCCGUGCCCGGGGUUGGUAAUGUGGUCUCAGGCACGUGUUUAUGCGGUGUGAUUCGAUUGAACGACAACUUACUCCUCGGUCCCGAUCCGAUGGGUCAGUUCACCACAGUACCGAUCAAGAGUAUACACCGAAAGCGGAUGCCAGUGUCUUAUGUCCGCGGGGGGCAAACUGCCUCGUUCGCACUGAAGAAGUUACGACGAAAUCAGCUGCGUAAAGGCAUUGUACUUCUGGCCCCGGAACUGCAACCACGUGCUUGUCUGGAAUUCACAGCCGAGGUGCUCAUAUUGCAUCACCCUACGACCAUUUCGGUCGGAUACCAGGCUAUGGUACAUGCGGGUCCUGUGCGUCAAACGGCCACCAUUUUAUCCCUGAAUGUUUGCGAACGUCUGCGCACCGGUGACAAGGAUCUAGUUCGAUUUCGUUUUAUCAAAUACCCUGAAUACUUGUACCCCGGUUUACGACUGAUUUUUCGUGAAGGGAAAACCAAAGCUGUCGGUGAGUAG